UGCGGCAAAACCUGAAUACGUCUGGUGCACACACAUGUAUUGCACAAAACUUCUAUUCCCUUCUUUAAUUAGAAUACAGUCUGCUUCAUUGAGGGAGAUGUAGGUUGUACAAACAGACUGAUUUACAGCGAGGUGUACAUCACUUUUCUCUGAAAUAUUUGGCUCUAGCAACGUAUCUGGUAUCUGUGAGGUAUAGUUUCAUCAAAAUUAUGAGAUCAUUCUUCGGUGUCUUAUCAUCAUCUUUGGAAGCUUGAUGGUGCCUCUUAAAAUAUUUGCCUUGAUGGAAUGAAUGUUAUUGGAUGUUUAUAUGACACCAAUACCACGAGUUAUGACAGACACCGAGUGUGAUUAAUGAACACGGCUAAAAUGUUCACCGUGUCAUAUAUCUCCGGAUGUAUUCUUGGAUGAUACUCUCUUCAAACGUGUUCAGAAUUAGACACGUAUGGGACAGAUUCACAAUCGCCUCAAUAUUUUGGGGCCAAUUCUCUUAAUCAGUUCAUGAAGAAUCUUUCAUUUUCAAGUACAUGUAAUAUUCUGCGAUGCAUUACUUUUAAUGAAAUGGAAUGGUAUGCAUUGUUUAGCACAUAGUUAAAUCAUUUCAAAUCUUAGAUGAAUACCCAACGUCAACCCAUCAAGACUGUCAUCAAAGCUUCAGCAACAUGACUUCGGAUAUCUCCCCAGUGGCUUCGGAAGUUUCGUUGACUUCUACGAUUGAGUCAGAUAUAGGAUGUGUCGGUUACAUGUGCCUAACACAUAGUCAAAUCAUCGGAUUCUUCGUCUUCGACAUCAUAAUAGCCGUCGUCAUACUGGUUGGCAACACUCUUGUCGUCCUCAGUGUCGCUAGGACGCCCUCACUACGAUCUCAGAACAACAUCUUCCUGGCCAGUCUGGCCGUGGUUGAUUUCCUGCUCGCCAUCGUAUGCAUCCCUCUUGACAUCAUCGUCGGACUGGGAUUCAAACCCGACGUGACAUCAUGGGCGUGCCUGUCCCUGAGCGUCGUCAUCGCUACGAUGGUGUUCCUCACCAUCUUACACAUCACCGUGGUCGCGUUUGAUCGCUUUCUCGCGAUCACGUCGCCGUUCACGUACCAGCAAAGGAUGACGAAUGGUCGGGUAGCGUGUUUGAUCGCCGGCAUAUGGUUGAUAACCCUGGUUCUUAGCUCGACCGCCUUCGCGUGGAACAACGUCCCGGAUUUCCACGACACCGCCUGCGACCUUCUCUACAUCCAAGGCAAGGGAUAUCGUGUCAUGAUCGUCAUGCUCAUCAUGUUCGUUCCUACAACGUUGAUGUCCUACUGGUACUAUCGUAUCUACCGCGUCGCUCGUAGUCAUCGUCGUCGGAUAGCCGCACUCGAGCGCGUCCUUGAAUCAAAAGCCUUCGCUCGAGCCAAAUACGCGACAUCGCUCAAAAAGGACCUCAAAGCCGCGGUCACACUCAUGCUCGUAUUUGGCCUCUUUAUCAUUGGGUGGCUGCCGGCAUCGUUGAUCACCAUCAUUGACGUCCUCGUACCCGACGUCCGACUGGAUGAGAUAUACAUCUACGAGCUUAUCUGUUUCAAAAUCGCCUUCUCUAAUAGUGCAAUAAACCCUAUAAUUUACGCGGCAAGGAACAGGGAUUUUCGUCGGGCUUUUGCCCGUCAACUUGGUCUCGUUUUCAGGUGUGCUUGUUGGGCCAAACUUACUAAAACAUGUAAAAAGAGGCGUGGUUCUGAUGCAACUGAGAACAGAGAGUCAGUGACAACGUUGUCGUCGACGAUUAGAUUGAAUUGAUUGGAAUUUUUACUAGAGGCAGAUUUAUGUCAACGUCGUGAUCUCGACUUCACUCUGAAAAGGAUUCCUUAAUAUCAAGAGAGAGUUCAAAUGUUAUAAUGUGUGAAUUUUCAGCAAAGAGGUUGUAAAUUAUCCAAUUAAAACAAAUCAAUUGUCGAUUUGUGAAAUGUUUCUGAAUCCAACCAUGAUGUACUGAUUCGCUGACAUCCUGAGUUUCAAUCGGGUUUACAAAAUGAAUAAAAUUGAUUUUUACUAGUAUUUAACCUCACUUUUUAAACAUAGUAUAUUAAGUAAUGGUCUUUUCUUUAAAAGAACAAACAGUUAUAUUUCCUAUAGCGAUGAGUUUUCAAGGGUUCCAUGACACUUUCUCCUGCUUACACGUUACGCUAAACAUUAAAUCUAACCUCCGAAACUAAAUAAAUCAUAAUCUUUAUCUUUACACUAUUCUGAAUUCAAUGAAAAAAUUAUAUUACAUUCAAAACUUUAGCCCCAUUCCCUUUGAUUAAGACCAGGGGAGCGUUUCAUGAAAGGACUUGUCGGACGUUUUAUCCGGCAAGUA
Molecule: messenger RNA, 2328 nt
Organism: Lytechinus variegatus (green sea urchin)
Lineage: Eukaryota; Metazoa; Echinodermata; Echinoidea; Temnopleuroida; Toxopneustidae
Product: dopamine receptor 2-like
Exons: 1
Coding region: 660-1769 (369 amino acids)
Biological process (GO): G protein-coupled receptor signaling pathway
Cellular component (GO): membrane
Molecular function (GO): G protein-coupled receptor activity
Source: RefSeq, a predicted model, not a curated record